AGGUUCUUUUUUAAAGCCUGAAGGUCUCGGAAGCCGCUUUUGAGUCAGUGAGGAAGAGCUUUGCUCCUCGGGGAGAUGUCCACCAAGGUGCCCAUCUACCUGAAGAGGGGCAGCAGGAAGGGGAAGAAGGAGAAGCUGCGCGACAUCCUCUCCUCCGACAUGAUCAGCCCGCCCUUGGGGGACUUCAGACACACCAUCCACAUCGGCAGCGGCGGGGAGAGCGACAUGUUCGGGGACAUCUCCUUCCUCCAGGGCAAAUUCCACCUCCUCCCCAGGACCGAAGGCAGCUUCGACUCCGACAAGGACAGCCCCGACGCGGCGCCCUUCGAGUUCUCCAGGACGGCCACCAUCUCCGGCCGGGAGCAGCCACACUCUUCCUCGGAGACGUCGUCCCCCCUCCUCAAAAAUGCCAUCUCCCUGCCCGUUAUCGGGGGGCCGCAGGCCUUGACGCUGCCCUCGGCACAAGCCCCCCCAAAACCCCCGCGGUUACACCUCGACGACAAAACCCCACCGGCGCGAAGCGAGGAGGAGGAGGAGGGUGGUGGUGGUGAAGGCAGGAGCGUCACCCCUUCGUCGUCGUCGUCGUUGUCGUCGCCGCCGCAUCCCUGCACCUCGCGUUUCGCCGCCCCCACCAACGGCUUCGCCGAGGAGAAGGGCAAGGCCGAGCCGGCCUUCCUCUCCCACGCCGGCUCCCUCCUCUCCCUCCACGUGGAUUUGGGACCAUCCAUCUUGGAGGACGUCCUGCAAGUGAUGGAGAAACACCAGGCAGAGAGAGUGGGUGGGUCCCUCCAGGACCCGGGCCGGCAGGAAAUCUUGACGUGAAGACGUCUCGAGAGCCCGUCGUGCAAACGUGCAGACGUGGAGCGUUUCUCCCCGAAAAUCUCCGGCCGCUCCCUCUGUGUGUGGGGAGAAAAAAAAAAGACAAACCACAUUCCAACGCCCUCCAAAUCCCAAAGGGAAGAGGCAUUUAUCGGUGCUGGGUUAUUUCUCAACGCUCGCCCGCUUCAACUUCACCUUCGGCGACGGAUGGAGCUGUAGGACCGGGAGAAAAACAAGACUCCCCCCUCCUGGGGCCGUUGGGAACGUUUUUGGCGCUGAAUGGGAUGAAACAGCGACGGCCGAAUUCCUAAAUGUUUCAGUCGGGAGGAUUUUGGGGAGGGUUGGGGUUGAUUUUGCUUCGCUCGAGGAGGGUUUUUGCGGUCGGUGGAGGCGAAGGGGUGACGCGCGCCGUUUGCCACCCACCCCCAAUCAUCGAGGCGAUGUCAAACGCCAGCCUUCGACGUGGUUUAAUUUCUUUUCAGAUCCCGCAAAAACGGGUAAAUUUAGCGGUUCCGUGGCAAAAGACUCCAUCGGGCUCUAACGUUGCACCACCUCUAAGGAGAAGCUAAAAAAACUCUCCGCGGAGAAGCUGAAAAGCCCCCUCUUGGGCUGUAUUUCAGCGACUAAAUCCCCCGGAGCUCAGAAGUGGAAUCGAAAGUGGUAAAUAAGAUGCAAAAAAAGCAACAAAACCACAAAAAAAAUCAUCUGUUAAGUGUGGGGGGGGUGAGUGACCGCCCGGCCAGAUUCCUGGGGGAGAUUUCAGUCUCCCAAAAGACGCCGUCUCCGUCAAUCGCAGAUUGUUCGGCCGGAGGGAGGAACGAGGGGGUGAAACGCUUCGGCACGCAGAAAGGAAUGCGAAUCCCUUCUGCCUUUUUUUUUUAUAAAUAAUUUAAAAAAAGAAUAAAAGAAAUAAUCUGUGGAAAUGCCAAUUCCACUGACGUCGGGGCGAAAGACUUUAAAACACCCGACUGCGAGGCCUUUCCUUCUCUUUCCCCCCCCAUCCCAGAAUCGAGGACGAGAGAAACCUGUUGGACUCGGUAACGGUGUAAAAACCAGCAGGACCUCGUUUCCUAAUUACUAGGAAUGACAUCACUAAUUAAUUGCAUCAUUUUUAACCGUUUCUGGUAGUUUUAGUCCAGAAUGAGGCCGGGAGUCCCCCUGAGUAAGGAAUUAAGGCACCUCUUGAAGAACACCCUGACUUUUUGCUGGUUUGCCAGAGCCUGACCCUGUAUUUCUUUCCAUCAUCGAUUGCUGUUUUCUUCAGGUGUCGUUAACUAAUGAAUCAUUAGAUUAAUGAGCUCGGAGCUUGUCACCACCCCAACUGUGUCCCUGCUCUUGCUUAUUGCCCAUCUGUGUCCGGUGGGGCACUCACUGUGAGACCAAACCACUCUGUUUUGGUGGAAACACGGAAAAUUUGGGGUAAAACCAAUGUUUCAAGCCUAAUUAAGACAAUGAGGUUAAUUGAGCUCAAUCCGGGCAGCUGCUGGGUUUAAUUUCUAUUUGAUUUUAUGCUGUUAUGGUUCAACCUUUACCUGCUCUAAACCGACGGCGCUUCCUCCCAACACACCCAUCCACGUGGCGAUGACUUCAUUUUUAUUUAUUUUAGGAUUUUUCUUACCAGAAAUAAUUCCCGUGACAGGAUGGGGGCGUUUUAGAGCAUUGUUUGUAAUUAAUUUACCCUUCAUUUAUUUUGAUGAGAGAUGUGGCUUGAUUUCCCAAUCCCCUCUUCUCAGCUGCUGUUUGGUCAAACAAUUUGGAGGCAGAAAGCCUGGAAUGGAUCAUUUUGGGUGUUU
This is a messenger RNA of Calidris pugnax (ruff), 2612 nucleotides long. It is a transcript of the gene CDC42EP2, whose product is annotated as CDC42 effector protein (Rho GTPase binding) 2. Lineage: Eukaryota; Metazoa; Chordata; Aves; Charadriiformes; Scolopacidae. The record is from RefSeq and is a predicted model, not a curated record. The transcript is spliced from 2 exons. The coding region runs from base 76 to 822 and encodes 248 amino acids.